Molecule: messenger RNA, 1699 nt
Organism: Brassica rapa (field mustard)
Lineage: Eukaryota; Viridiplantae; Streptophyta; Magnoliopsida; Brassicales; Brassicaceae
Product: protein TWIN LOV 1
Cellular component (GO): nucleus
Source: RefSeq, a predicted model, not a curated record
GCCACAGAAUCACACAAGAAAAUAAAAUAUCAGAGAGACAACGAGAGAAUCAUCAGAAGAAAGAAGAAAGAAGAAAGUUUCUUCUACCCAAGAUUACAUCAAUCGACGCUAACUCCUCCUCGAUUAUCUUCUUCUUCUUCUUCAUUCACUGUCACUUCCUUAUCCGAAAUUGUGUAAAGCUUCGAUUUUUUUCUUUCUCAAUGGGUUUUCUUGAGUCCCGAUUGAAAUUGUAAUCUGGGUUUUCGUGUUCCGAUCAAACCCAAGAAGAAAGGUUUAAACUUUCGCUCUAAAACCCACAUGGGAUUGGCACUGAAUAGUAGAAGAAGAAGAAGAAGAACAGUGAUACCAGUCAUCGAGUGUUCGCUACGACUAUGUCCAUAACCCAAUCUUCAGCAUCGCUUUUCACCACCGCCACCGAGGAGAAAGAAGGAGCCUUUAGCGCCCGUUACUCGCUAUGGAUCAAAGAAGCUUUAGACGAGCUUCCCCACAGCUUCACAAUCACCGACCCGUUUAUCUCGGGUCACCCGAUCGUUUUCGCCAGCCCCGGGUUUCUCAAAAUGACCGGGUACUCGCGAGAGGAGGUCAUCGGGAGAAACGGGAGGGCCUUUCAGGGUCCCAAGACAAAUCGGAGAUCGAUCAUGGAGAUUCGCGAGGCGAUUCGUGAGGAGAGACCCGUUCAAGUGAGCAUCUUGAAUUACCGAAAAUCCGGAUCGCCGUUUUGGAUGUUGUUCCAUAUGAUUCCUGUUUUCGGGAAUGACGACGGGAGAGUGAUCCAUUUCGUCGCGGUUCAGGUCCCAAUCUCGGGACGGAAGAUGAGAAACGGGUCGGGUUGUUCAGAAAUGGUGUUUGGUUCUUGUCGGAGAGAGGUUUGUUUAGGUAGUUACGUGCAUCAGGAACGAGCGUUGCCAGUGGAGUGCGAUGAACAAGAGUUAGAGAACUGGGAACACUGUGAGGCGAGCGAGUCCGAGAAGCUUAAAUCUGUUGAAGCAGUUGGCAAUGUAUUAUCUGUUUUGACGCGUUACAGCGAGUUCGCUGGCAGAUUAGUUUGUGGGAAGCGGAGCUGUUUGCGUGUUGCAGAUUGCUUAAGCUCGUCGUUAGUUAUAUCUCUUGGUAGAAUCAAACAAAGUUUCGUAUUAACCAACCCAUGCUUACCGGAUAUGCCUGUCGUUUAUGCUAGUGAUGCCUUUUUGACAUUGACUGGUUACAAGAGACAUGAAGUGUUGGGACAAAACUGUAGAUUUCUGAGUGGGGUUGAUACUGAUUCCUCAGUACUCUACGAGAUGAAGGAAUGCAUCCUAAAGGGGAAACCAUGCACAGUGCAAAUACUAAAUUACAGUAACAGAAAAGAUAAGAGCACGUUCUGGAAUCUUCUUCACAUAUCGCCAGUUCGUAAUGCUUCAGGCAAGACAGCAUAUUUUGUAGGGGUUCAGAUGGAAGCAAGUUGCAAAGAUAUUGAAAGUAAAGAACUGAGACCGGAGACAAGGCAGCUGAGUGUGGUUGGUGCGGUUAGAGUUGCGGUGAGGAGCUCUUUCAUGGUGACUUGUUGAUAGUUAUUUCGCCACGAAGAAAAAUGUAUUUUAGAGAGAGGUAGAAACAAUAUGAAGUGAAUUUAACGCAACAUCUCUAUAAUAAAGUAUAAAUUAUUGUACAUGAACAUAAAGUCUUUAUUGAGACAGUUAAAACUUGUGGUCUUUUUUUA